UGAAUGUGGGAUCCCUCCGCAGGGUUGCUAAGGGUGAAACUUUUCCCCUGACUUCCCUCACUUUGGGCCAGGAGGAGGGAGGCUGCGGGAUCCCAGCGGACUCAGUGACCCCCCUCCCCAACACAGCACCCUACAAAACACAAGGGGACCCCCUCAUAAAGAACAAUCCAAGCACUUUCUACACCUCCUCCUCCUCCUGCUGCUGCUUCCAAAGCACAGCCAGCCCAAGUCCUAGGAUUCUGACACACAACUACCGACCAAAGAAUAUGCAUCUGGAGAUCAAGGUCGCUCUGAAUUUUAUUAUUUCAUACCUGUACAAUAAGCUUCCAAGGCGAAGAGCAGACCUGUUUGGAGAAGAGUUAGAGAGGCUCUUAAAAGGCAAAUAUGAAGGUCACUGGUACCCAGAAAAACCACUGAAGGGCUCCGGCUAUCGUUGUGUUCACAUUGGGGAGACUGUUGAUCCGGUGGUAGAGCAGGCAGCAUGCAGGAGUGGGCUCAACAUAGAAGAUGUAAGAGCAAAUGUACCUGAAGAGCUGAGUGUGUGGAUUGAUCCAUUUGAAGUCUCUUACCAAAUUGGGGAGAAGGGAACAGUAAAAGUUUUGUACCUGGAAGAUGUUGAGAGCAGCACAGAGCUGGACAAGGAGAUCAAGAGUAGUUUCAAUCCUGAGGCACAAGCAUUCAUCCCAAUCACGACUCAAGAGACCUCCCUGUCUAACUCCCCAUCUCCAUCCUUUGGCCAGUCUCCAAGCCCCACUUUCAUCCCUCGUGCCACCCAGCCCAUUACCUUCACUACUGCCACAUUUGCAGCCACCAAAUUUGGCUCAACCAAGAUGAAGAAAGGUGGACAGCGCAUGGCAAGAUCGCCCACAAAUAACCUGGUGAAGCACAAGGGUCUCUCUCUGUCCAUGCAUUCACUGAACUUCAGCCCUGCCCAGGGAGCUCCAUCCCAGCUUUCUCCAAAUGCCAAGGAGUUUGUCUUCAGUGGACCACCAGGGCUCUUUUUUGAUGGCGAUAGCCAGAACCUUCCAAGCCCUGGCCAAUUUGCCUCUCCCUUCAACACUGGGAGCAGCCUAUUCAAUGAGAAAUCCCCUUUUGUUGAUGGAUUAAACUUCAGCCUUCCCUACCCAAGCCAACCUUUCCAGCCUGUGGUCCUGGCUAAUUGAGGUUAUUGAAUUUUUUUCCUCAUGGUUUUUUUUUUUUUUUUUUUAAGACCCAGAAUAAAAAUCAAACAGAAAAUGUGUUUUGAUUUUAUUUAAUGCAAGUGAGAAUAUUAUUUGGAGACAGAGUAUUUGGGUUGCAUUGCUACUGGACACUUGUGAAGUUCUUACCUUUUUACAAAAAGAUGAAUAUAUAUGUGAAAUCAAGAUAUGUAGAUUAUUAUUAUUAUUAUUAUUUUUUUCAUGGGAUUCAUUGGAAUAUAUAUAUAUAUAUAUUUUUAUUUUAUUAUUUUGGGGCUUUAUUUUUCCCCUCAAGCCCAAAGGAGGAAUGGAAAUGUUCUUGGUUUCUAUUGGUCGGUAUGGGCAUAUCAGAAGAGCUGUGGCAGGAUUGCCACACUAACAAAGUGACUGGUACAUUUAGCAACUUGGUACACUCUUACAUCCUUUACAACAUCAUCCUCUGCCAGCCUGGAAGAACAACUUGCCUCAAAUUUUGAAAACUAUCAUAUAUAUAUAUAUAUAUAUAUAUAUAUAUAUAUAUAUAUAUAUAUAUAUAUAUAAUAUUGUAUGUAUGUCUCCUUUCUGUUGCUGCAAUUCUUUAUUGGCAUUCUGAUCAAUAAUAUCUGCUCCUUUACUCCUCUAGCACUUCAUGUUUCUUAAUUUAUGUAUAAUAUAAAUUGACAUAAUUUUUUUUUUUUUUAUAAACCGUCCCCCUCCUCCCCCCAAUCUUUCAUUGGUGCAUAUCGGCCAUGCAUGUAAACUUCAAUCCGGAGAAGAGAUUGCAUUUUCAAGGAAUUUUUAUUUUAUCUUUUAAUGCAGGACUCAUUCAUUAUACACUAUACCAUGCAAGUACUUCUGUCAGUCCUGUAUAACCUGCACUGCCUCCAAUCUAUAUGCAUAUGGUGAUUAGUCUAUGACAAGCUUAGCAACUUUGUGCUAUUACACCACAAACCCCAGAAUUCCCUGCCACCAUUUUUUUUAUAAAAUCACAAAGUCAACACCUUUUUAUAUACCUCUAUUUCAGUUGAGUUAUUAUUUUUUUAAACGUCUCUAGUUUCUAAUCAACCUUUAGUGGAACUGUCACUAAAUAAAUGUGUUCUCCGCUUAAAAUCAAUCCCUACUCCCGCUUUCUGUAAGCAGAAGGCUGGUUUUUGCUGUGGAAUAUUUUUUCCCCAUGACCCUGCAAUGUUGCUGCUGGGUGGGGGGGGGGAAACCAACCCCGGAGGUUGCAAGCUGAAACUAGCGAAAAUAGGCAGUUUGGGCACCCAAGCAGCACUUUUUGCAAUGCGACUAGCACUCUGGUCAGGUUUAGCUGUUUUAUGCUGCUAAACCAGGUGUGCGUGUGACAAGUGCAAAGAAAAAUUUCAAUUGCACCCCAUGAUUUCCCGUAAUAUUAGACAGGAGAUUGUGAGCACAGCUGGCACAAUAAAGAAUUGACUUCUCACUUAUAAGCCCCACCUGGCUACUUGCUCUCUGACUUGUGGAGGCACUAUAGAGCAAAUACUUUUUUUUUUGUUCCCUUUUUCUUCUGCUUCUUGUGCUAUGAUGUAUUUGAUCCUGUGACUGUAGAUGUAUUAAACUGGCAACAUAAGGCCAGUAUUCCUCCUUUCUCCAGAUCACUAAAAUGCAUCAUAGAACUGGGAACUCAACUUGCCAGCACUUCUUUUAAGGUGGGAUUUAUAGCAGAGCUUCUUUAUCUGCUAAGCAGUAUUAAAAUCACCUGAGCCCCUUACACUAUGCUUUAUACAGUGAUUUCCUGUGUUCCCGACUACAUUGGGUGGUGUUUUUUUUUUUUUUCCUUACGAUUUCUGACCUUUUUAGAACACACAUUUUGGUAUAUGAAAAAUACACAUGCUAUUGCAGGGCCAAAAUAAUGGCAUUGGGUAAAGAAAAAGAUAAUAUAUUAAAUUUUAUAUUCUAUCUAUAUUUUUAAAGUGGUUUCUAAAUCCAUUUUUUUAUUUAUUUUUAAGACUUUUUUUUGUUUUGGAACAAGCCUUGUGAGUAUCAGUAAUGUUAUAUAAAUAUGAGAGAGAGAUUAACUAAAGAAAAUUAAAAAAAUAAAUAUAUAUAGCUCAGUGUCUUUCAUUUACAAAGGUGUCCUUGAUACAAACAGUGAGGCUUAAUAACCAGAUUAAUACAAGAUUGGCAACCAUGCCCAUGUUGUAUUUCAGAAAUAAAGCGCUUGUGUGUUAGAAGCCGGAGGGUCCUUCCUUUUUCAGUCAUGCCAUUUGGAAAAACUCCUUUUGAUUGGUGACAACUUAAAUAACAUCCGUAUUAGGCAACAUGGGUAAAUAGUGGCGAAGACUGGGGUAGUGGUCUUUCAAAACAGGAGUUAGAUUCUAAAUCCACAGGUGUGGUAAUUGACCAUGCUUUUGGAUAUCUCUGGCAGUCAUUUGUGACUUCCAUGUUUAUAAGCAAUAAAGAAAUAAAAUCUAUCCCAUCAAGAUCUGGGGUCUUAUGUAAUAGCUUCUGAGCUACAUGCUCUGUGGUAAUUCCGGGGCAUCGGCCCGUAUUUUUAAAGCCGCAAUCAUUUAAAAGGCAUGACAAACCUGAUUUUGCCUUUUAACUACUUGCCUCUUUAAAAAUGAGACAGACUCACCGGAAUUUCAACAGCUCGCAGGCUAUUACAUAAGCCCCGUGGUCUUGUGAGUCUUGCUUUAGCCCAUUGAGCUUUAAAACAUGGACAUAUUUGCUGAAUGAUUCCCAAAGUUUAGCAGGUCAUUGCUCCAGCUUUGCUUGAGUAAACUGUUCUGCAAGGUGAUUAAACUCACCCAGGCUGUCAUAGCAUAAGCUCCACUUGCAUUCAGCCUUGUGCAAGAACGAUUGUGGUACAUGCAGCCCCAUACAGCCUAUUAUGAAUGCGUACUAUUUCUCACCAUGGCAGUAUUGCUUUCAAAAGAAACCGACCCUUUUAUAUAGCUCCCCCCCCCUCCCCUUUUUUUUUUUUUUUUCCUUUUUUUUCUUAAAUAAAGCAGAUGGCUGCACUCUUGUCCAUCCACUGAUAUUGAUUAUACAUUAAAUGGAGAAUGUAUAAAAAAAAAAUGUAAUACAUAAGCAGUUAUUUAUUUCUCCAUUGCUCUUGCUCUGUGUGGUAGAUUUUGGUUAGUUUAAAAGUUAGUUUAAAAUUUUGGUUAAACAUAAUUAUAUUAUUAAAUUUUUCUUACUCUGAGCUUUUACGAAAAGUGUUCAACCAUAGACAUACCUUUUAUACUUUAACAGAAUGUUAGGCCAUGUUCUCACAGCUUCCCAACAGCAUAGUAUACACUCAACUACAUUAUAUGUAACUGUAUUAAUGCUUCUGAGUUUCUCUGACCUAAGUGAAUGCUUUCUAGAACGUAUCUGUGUAAAGAGGGUCAUUAAUGCUCUAGUGUAAGAAGCAUAACAAUAAUAAUAAUGAAAACCCUAUAAUUAGCAUUUCUUUUUUUAUUUCAACCCGAAGCAGUAGUUUGUGGUUUGUUAUGCUUAUAUGAUCAUGUUGUCUUCAGAAAAACAAUGUGUGAAAAAAAAAAAAAAAUACUCAAGUGGUCACAGACCUAUAGGUCAUAACUUGCAUAGAACCUUCAUGCCUCUUACCAAGUGUUGUGAGCCCAGCAACUAGUUGAACUUUAAUAUUGGUUUUGGGAAUAACGUUAGUGUGCUGUAGGUUAAUAAAUUAAUCUCAUGAUAUUUUUACAUAUUUGAUUCUGAGGUCACUUUGAAUCUGAGAGAAAUUCUAAUUAAAGAAGAAUUUUAUUAUCGCGGAUUAGUGUAGAGAUUUCUGUCUUAAACCUUCUAGGCCAUAAAAGAGAUGGGAAAACAUAGUAAAAUCUUAGAGGAAAUAGUUUUUUUUUGGGAUGGGGGGGUUUGUUUGUUUUUUUUGUAUAAUUUUUUAUCUUUGCUGGAUACCUUUCCAGUUGAAAAGAAAAGCAGUUUGUCAGGUAGUAAGCUUACAAUGCUCUCACUCAUAAUUUUUUGUAAAGUUACUGGAGAGAAAAAGUAUUCAGAAUUUGCAUACUCCACUCCUUCCCGCCACCAUUGUUAGUUUACCUAAGGCAAACUUUUAAAUAGAUAGGCCGGCAUCCUAUUAGCCACAGUAAUUUACUGCACAAUAAAAAUGGGCUUUUAACGCGAUUUUUGCCCAAUGGUAUCAUCGAGCCAUCUUAUGAUGGCCUUUUUUUACCGUGCAGUAAAUUAUUCUAUACCGCAUGGAAACACAGGUUCCGUGAAAAGCCCCAGACCUAUGUAUUUCCGCAGCAGUGAUUGCGCUUUUGAAGCACCGUUAUCAGGGUUUUGGUUUUGUCUCCUGAGGCAGGCUGAACAAAACCCCCGAUAAGUGCCGGUGGUCGGGGCUAACAGGAUAUUUUCCGGGGGAUCCAUUAGCCAUGGUAAUUUACCAUGGCUGAUUGUUACACCCCCCCCCCCCACCCCCACAUAGCGUUUCAAAUAAGAAGUGGUUGGAGUACAUAGUAGGCAUGCAGUAUGCUGCCAAAAUGGACUGCAUACUGGUCCUUAUUUUAUUCACACCUUGUAGAUGUCGCCAGAGGUAACUUGUAAGUGCAAUAAAAGCAGAGGUGUUAACAUUUUAGGUAUCGAUCUCUAUAUUUGGAUGAUUGGUUUCCCUUCUAGCAAAUUGAACAGUAGUCCUUUUCAACUCUGCUUUCAAAAGUAGAUUGGUAAUUUAAUAUGUAAUAUAUAUUUCCUUAUAAUGUACAGAUAAGUGUGUGGCUUAAAUUUAAAACUCAUACCGAAUUGUCAAUAUAGUUUAGUGAGAAGUUUAUUUUUCUUUUAUUUUUGUUUUUUUCUUUUCUUUUUUGUGGCCUUAAAAAGCUACAUAAAUGUAAGUUAUUUGUGCUGCAAGGAGUGCAGCUUUAUAAUGUGUAUGACCUUUUUUAAAUUUUAACACUUUUGUCAGCACUAACAUGUUCAGUUCUGUAAUGUACAAACUUCUAUAAUUUCUAAGUUAAAAGAAAAAAAAUCCCUAAUUGCCCUUUUCUAUCUUAAACCUAUAUAAAUGUCACUUGUGAGCUAAUUUGGCAAACCACAAUAGCAGGACUUCAGAGUAUUCUAAUGAACUGCUGUUUAGUUUAUAUGACCUUGUGUAAAUACUGCAUUGUCACGUAUUUGUAAGGUCUAUGAAGAAAAUUCUUACUAUAUGAUCAAGUCCAAUACUGCAAGUUAAUGACAUGCCAUAACUUUUUGCAGUUAGGCCAUCUUUAAGGCAUUGAUACAGAUUACACAUCUCAGCGGUCUUUAUGAUUUUAUGGGGGGGGGGGGAGGGGGGAGUACACAUUAGUCCUUAAGGUUUAUCCUUGACAUUAAUUUCAUUAGCAGAAGGGCUCUUCAGCUACUGAAUAGAAUUCAUGUUAAUCUCUCAAAUGUAAUUCUAAGUAUACUGUAUACUACUUCACAAGUCUGGAACUACUACAUUUUCAGGUUGCUACACUGCAUUUUCUCCGAUAACUAGAUAUAUAUUAUAUAUAGUAUUUUUUUUAACAAAAAUAAAACACUAGUCCCUAUGUGUUUUUUAGUUUUUAUUUGCAUUUAUAAAAAAAUAUAUAAAAAUAAUGAAAGUUUGCUACAUUUGUAAAAUGUGAGAGGAAUAUAUUCUAAAUAUAUAUUUCUAAUGUACAUUAAGCUACACUUCUGUUCAGGUUUUUUUUUUUCUUAAGGAAAAAUUAGAAAAAAAGAAACCCCCAAGGAAUCAAAAUAUUUUUUCAAAAAAACUAAACAAAAAAAUAAAAAAAAUCAUAAAACUGCCUCUUAAAGCGGAUACAGUGUCUAAUGUUGUACAGAAUUGAGAAUUAAAGAUUAUAAUCUUUAUAUUAAAAUAUUGACUUGUAAAUGUUACACUAUAACAGGUUUUGUUUUACCUUUAUGUUUAACGCAGGUCGAUGGGUGGGAAGGGGGAAAUUUUUAGUUUAUUUACUGAAAAACAAAAUGAUAAAAUAACUUGAUUUUUUUUGUGUAAUUUUUUUUGGAACAUUGUGCAAUAUUUGAUGGCCUAAUGGAGUGUUAAGUUUCAGAUGUACAGUUUAUAUUGUUCCAAAGUUUUUUAAGUUUGUAUUAAAAGCAUGAUAUUAA
Messenger RNA from Pseudophryne corroboree (corroboree frog), 7217 nucleotides. RefSeq names its product transducer of ERBB2, 2 (gene TOB2). Lineage: Eukaryota; Metazoa; Chordata; Amphibia; Anura; Myobatrachidae. The coding region runs from base 267 to 1163 and encodes 298 amino acids. Gene Ontology annotation, biological process: regulation of gene expression. Gene Ontology annotation, cellular component: cytoplasm; nucleus. Gene Ontology annotation, molecular function: transcription corepressor activity. The record is from RefSeq and is a predicted model, not a curated record. The transcript is spliced from 2 exons.